Molecule: messenger RNA, 1128 nt
Organism: Brettanomyces nanus
Lineage: Eukaryota; Fungi; Ascomycota; Pichiomycetes; Pichiales; Pichiaceae
Exons: 1
Coding region: 1-1128 (375 amino acids)
Biological process (GO): mRNA splicing, via spliceosome
Cellular component (GO): spliceosomal complex
Molecular function (GO): pre-mRNA 3'-splice site binding
Source: RefSeq, a predicted model, not a curated record
AUGAGUUUUGAGGAUCAUUCUAAAAAGCCGCGUUAUGAUGCUAGUGGUAACAAAAUUAAUGACUAUAUCCCAUACUACAUUUCCAAGAAGCCAUGGUACUAUGAAUCAGAGGCACUGAAGAAUAAUUCGAAUAUACGCAAGAGAAAUGCAGAAGAAGAGCGGAUAGCUAUGACAACAGAAGAGAGAUUCAAACAUCAGAGAAAAGAUAUGGAAGCAGAUCUUGCGCCUAAUGAUGAACCUCGAAAAGGUGAAGGUAUUAAGGAAGAGUUUGAAAAGGUGGAAGUUAAGAGAUCAAUACGUUCUGUAAGACAGAAAUCGGUUUGUGGGAAUUGUGGGAGUAGUAAUCACGCUACAAAGGAUUGUCUUGAUAGACCUAGAAGAGUGAAGUAUAGAUAUCGAACGCACUCAAAGUCCGAAGAUACCUCCAACAGGCACGAUGGAUAUCUAGUUAGAAAAGAAACUAAUAAUUAUGAUGAAAAGAGAGACCGAUGGCAUGGGUUUGAUGUUGAUAGCGAAUAUGAUGAGCAAGUGAAGAAAAUGAAGCAAAAGGAGAAAAAUAUGAGGAAUAAGAUGACAACAGAUGUCGAUUUGGAAGAGCUCGAUAAUGAUGAGCUUGAAGAAAUGAAAGAGUUGGGAUUAAUAGACGAUAUCAAGAAGGCGAAGAAAGAUGCUACUCUGAAAGCAGUGAUAGAAAAUAAUCCAUUAGCUGCCGAGAAAAAUACCAGAGCUUCUGUGAGAUCGCUGGACGAGAAACCCCGAUACUUGGAAGUGAUUGAUAGUGGGGAAGAGUUAAGGUUCAAUCCCAAAUCAAGAGUUUAUAAGGACUUGAAAGAAGGAUAUCUCAAUUCAAGAGGACAGUUCAUACCGUAUUUGAAUGGUGAAGCUGCCGAUUUUGAGAAAAUGAAGCAGUUCACUCAUGGAAUUCAACAGCAAAGAAAAGAAAAGUGGGAAAAUGGAGAGAAAGACGUCACAUCAAUGGCAGAUUUGACCUAUACGGAAGAAGCGUCACCUACCGCUGUUAUGUUAGCUACAAAGAAAAAAAAAUUGGAACUCGAUGAGGUCAGAGAGGCCAAACGAAGGCAGUUGCUUGCUAAAUAUGGGGCAUUGGGUAUUGAAAAAAAGGAUUGA